GCGAAUCACGAUUUACACCACGCAACUUUGUGAAAAACUAUUUUCAAAAGAAACUUCAUUUGUCACAGGCAAAAAAUAUGGUCUCACGUUUGUCACCCGAACUGUUACAAGGAAUUUUUAAAAAUCUCUAUACGUUAUAUCCGUCAAACGACUCAGAAUACAAACCACCAAGCGACGAGUCAGACGUAUUGAACGAUUAUUAUAUUUACCACGAUGAACACGCUUACCGAGGUUACCUCCGUGAUCUAUUCAAUUGCAUACUGGUCAACCGAUACUGGUGCAAAAACGCGAUUUACCUGAUUUGGCAGGAACCUUUUAAUUUUAGGAAUAUCACAAAGUACAAAGAUAUCAUACAGAUCUAUUAUUGUCUGUUGCCGUUCGAGACGAGAUUGAUGUUGAGAGAUAAUUCGGGAGUGGUACCAAUAAAAUUGAAGAAAUUUCAGAAGCCGUUGCUCAAUUAUGCCAGUUUCUUAAAAAAAUUGAAUUUUAUCAACUUAUAUCACGCGGUGGACGUAUGGACUCUUCACUAUACGGUCAGGGUCCGGGGGGCCUCGAUAGAUUAUGAGUUUGACGUAGAGGAAAACGAAGAUCACGACGGCGGCGAAAGAGACGAUAAUUACGAAGAUGAGAACAACAACGAAUUCCUGGAAGUUUGCGAUGACGAUCGAGAAUCCGAGGGCGAGGUGACAGCGGAUGAAUGUGACGAAUGCGAGCUUUUAUCACUACGGGAACGAAGGAUACAUUCAAAGAUCGCCGUCUUCCGGGAACUUUGCGUUCUUUUUGAUUCUCGAUGUGGAAACCUCAAGUACUACAUAGAAUUCGAGGCUUACAGGGAUUUCAUACCAAGUUUAAAUAGGCACGGGGGAGAAUACAGACAUGACACAUUUACAUUCCUACAGGAUCUGUCAAAAAUUCUUCCAUCGAGAAUUCGACUUGAGACCCUGGAAUGUUUCACGUGGUGGGAACCGAAAAUAUUUGAGGAAUUGAGCAAAGUGUUUUCGAGUAUUGGAUUCAUGGAGAUUCAUUGCAAAUCCGAGGACAAUUUGGGAUUGGCAACCCUCAUAAAUACUGUUGACAUGAUUUCACAGCUAACGAUUUAUCAAACGAGAUGGGCUGUUCCAAACAUAACAUCGGCCGUAAAAAAAAAGAUGAGUGAGAUCACAGAGUUUCACAUAAUCGGAGGGGGAUCCAUUCCUCUGAGCAUUCUCUCCGAGGGUAAGGAUCUAAAAGUGUUUGGAAUGUGGCAGGAAACAGAUGAGUUACAAGAUUUCUAUGUCAAAAAUUUGAGAGGAAACAACGAUGACGAGUCCCCUUAUGUGGAUAUUGAUGAGGAGGCUUUGUUACCCUUGGUCAAAUUCACAUAUUUUAAAGAACUGACAAAUCUGUCCCUUGAUAUAACAUUCACAAUUUGCUAUCAAAGGAUGUCAACAAUAAUAAAGAAUACAAAUGGAAAUCUCACCAGUCUCGGGAUAGUUUGGUGGAGCGUGGAGUCAGAUCCCGAUAACGCGCAAUCAUUCUUUACUACAAUCGCCAACUCAUGCCCUCACCUGAUACGUCUCGAACUUACCAUACUUGCCAGUAACAUCGAUUACCUGCAAAUCAUCCUGAGAUCGUGUAAACAUUUGAAAAGCAUCGAGUUCAGAGGGUGGACGAAUUUGGAUAUUAGCCAAUCGAUUCAAAAAAUUGGGGAAAAUUUACCAAAGGAUCUCGAGCAUCUUGUGUUUGACAAAGACUUCAUCUGCAUCUCUUCAGCCUUAAAGAAUUUUCUCAAGCAUUGCCAUGAGAAAAACAUUGUUGGAUUGAUGUUGCUAUUCAGAAAUGGGGUCAGCUGGUUGACCGAACAUAUCAACAUCAUGAAUACUUACAUUGAUCUAGGGGUCUUACAUCCGAACACACAUCUAAGUUGGAAUUGCGUUUAUAAUGAAGAUGGAACAAAAUCGAUUUCCGAAGAAUGA
Messenger RNA from Acaulospora morrowiae, 1955 nucleotides. Lineage: Eukaryota; Fungi; Glomeromycota; Glomeromycetes; Diversisporales; Acaulosporaceae. The record is from the annotation of a GenBank genome assembly.